Mangifera indica (mango) is the source of this 733-nucleotide messenger RNA. Its product is annotated as germin-like protein subfamily 1 member 17. NCBI's taxonomy places the organism in Eukaryota, Viridiplantae, Streptophyta, Magnoliopsida, Sapindales, Anacardiaceae. The record is from RefSeq and is a predicted model, not a curated record. Gene Ontology annotation, cellular component: cell wall. Gene Ontology annotation, molecular function: manganese ion binding. The coding region runs from base 33 to 695 and encodes 220 amino acids. The transcript has 2 exons.
AUUACUUGAAGAAUAUAGAGUGCGUGAUCACAAUGAAAGGGUUUCUACAAACUUUCGUUCUUUUGGCCUUGGCUUCCUCAUUUGUCUCCGCAUUUGACCCCAGUCCGCUUCAGGACAUCUGUGUAGCCAUCGAUGAACCAAAGAACGCUGUGUUUGUGAAUGGGAAGUUUUGCAAGGACCCCAACCUCGCCAAAGCUGAGGACUUCUUCUUUUCAGUUAAAACGCCUGGAAACACAAACAAUCCACUUGGUUCAAAUGUCACAGCUGUGACAGUAGACCAAAUUCGAGGACUUAACACUCUCGGCAUCUCUGCUGCCCGCCUUGACUUUGCACCUUAUGGCGAAGUCCCACCUCACACUCACCCUCGUGCCACUGAGAUUCUUGUUGUCCUGGAGGGCACUCUUUUUGUUGGGUUCGUCACUUCCGAUACCAACCAUACAUUUAUAAGCAAAGUUCUUAACCCGGGUGAUGUGUUUGUCUUUCCCAUUGGUCUCAUUCACUUCCAAGUCAAUAUCGGAAAAACAAAUGCUCUUGCUUUCUCUGGUUUAAGCAGUCAAAACCCCGGUGUGAUUACCAUUGCCAGUGCUGUGUUUGGAUCAAAUCCUCCGAUUAAUCCAGAUUUUCUUGCCAAGGCCUUCCAGUUGGAUGUGAAAGUGGUGAAAGAUCUUGAGGCAAAAUUUAAGAUGGAUAAUUAGAUAAAUGUGUCAAAUGCAAUGAAUUAGCUUCUAUUGUU